Molecule: messenger RNA, 892 nt
Organism: Salpingoeca rosetta
Lineage: Eukaryota; Choanoflagellata; Craspedida; Salpingoecidae
Product: iron sulfur assembly protein 1
Exons: 5
Coding region: 151-567 (138 amino acids)
Biological process (GO): iron-sulfur cluster assembly
Cellular component (GO): mitochondrion; cytoplasm
Molecular function (GO): 2 iron, 2 sulfur cluster binding
Source: RefSeq, a predicted model, not a curated record
CUUGCACGCCAACCUCAGAUACCAUCCGUCCAUCAACAACCAGAGGCACUCCUUGCUGUUUGGUUUUUGCGACCCCUGGCUGUUGCCCGCCUACCACCGUUCCUCGUGCUUGUUUCGUUUGAGCUUCCUCGAGCCACUCGCAGCGCCAAGAUGUCCCAGGUGUACAGGGCAUUGAGGCAUAUGUCUGCCAUCCCGUUGCGUGCCGUCACCAAGCCAUCAAAGGCCCGCGCGCCAAAAGCCGUGCUUCAAGUGACCCCGGCCGCUGCAGACAGAAUCAAGACCCUCUUGAAAGACAAACCAGAUGCGGUCGGCCUUCGUGUGAGCGUACGUGACAGAGGAUGCACAGGCAACUCAUUCCACCUGGACUACGCAUACGACAAGGACGCGAAGAAGUUUGACGAGGUCAUCGAGCAACACGGUGUCAAGGUCAUUGUGGACUCUGGUGCCAUCCUCCGUGUCUUGCACUCGACGAUGGACUUUAGCGAAGGCGAUGAGGCCGAAGGAUUUGUGUUUGAGAACCCGCAAGCGAAAGGCACCUGUGGCUGCGGCGAAUCGUUCUUCUUCUAGCUCGCCUACCCCCUACCCAUAUGGAUUGUCCACCAAACCACUGUCCGCUUUGACCGUUACCGCCAGCCGUGCGCUUGUUGCGCGCUUUUUUGUCAUGCCGUGUUGCAUACUCUACCCACACGACGCCCACUAUUGUCCCCCACCGUGUUCACCACUUCACGGUGACUCGCCCUUGUGCUUUUAAUUGACACCCGCCUCCUUGGUUAUGGUUGUUUUGUGCCACGCACGCCAGUGCUGAUUGCUUUCGCUGUGCGGGCUGUGCUCAGGUGUGUGUGUGCGUGAGGUGCUUUAAUGGAUCAGAUAACACUAAACGAUAUCGAUUGCA